AUGGAAGACGAAAAAAGGAUAGAAGACGAAAAAAGGAUAGAAGACGAGACUUCAAAAGAAUUACUUCACAAAAUCUUAAAUUCUGUUGAACUUUUAAAAAAGGAGCAAGACGCGCUCUCUGCAAAGGUUGACUCGUACGAAACACAAACCAAUGAUCAAUUUAAAAAGUUACAGGAUCAACUGAAACCGAAUGACAAGAAUGAAAAAUCUAAAGUCAAAGAAAUCCAGCAACCAAAAGUUACUUCUAAAGGAUCUAAAGCAUAUCCCGAUAUAGUAAUUUUAACAACGUAUCCUGAUCAAUUUGGUAUUAAACCUAUACCUCUCGAAUGGGGCGAAAGUGAUCCAAACGUUCGUGGACCAGUCUUAGCAUCCCGUCAUCCUUCAAGUAUUAAAGUUCGUAAUGCAAUUGGCGCAUAUGGUGGUUCCUACUGUGUUUAUCGAGCAUUGGCAGUUGCUAUGGGUGCACUUGAUCCUCAACAUCGUCCUGAUUUUCAAAAUACGGAACCUACAGUCACAAUAGGACCUCAUCCCCAAUGGGGAAUGCCUGACAAAAUUGUUUCACUUGAUCCUUUUGGUCAUCUCACUACUACUUUGUUUGACAGUCAAAUCGCUCAGGGAUUGGACAUUCGUCCUACAAUUGCAAUCACUAAAGCUCACAUGAAAGUAGCUGAAAUUGAAAACCUUGUAAAGGAUGGAAGAUUAAAAGUUGACGGAAAUGUUGUGUUGAAUGAUUCUGGUGAAUUAAAUGUUGUAAAAGCUGCUGUUGAACCUGUUUGGUAUUUACCCGGUGUCGCAUCAAGAUUUGAAAUUGAUGAGGGAACUUUACGUCGUGCACUUUUUGAAGACACAGGUGGCAUGUAUCCAGAAUUGAUAACUCGUCCAGACCUAAAAGUAUUUUUACCUCCAAUUGGUGGGCUAUCUGUAUACAUAUUUGGUAAUCCUGCUUUUAUUAGCGAUCCAUCAAAACGAUUGACGGUGAGAGUACAUGACGAAUGUAAUGGCUCUGACGUUUUUGGAUCUGACAUUUGUACAUGUAGACCAUAUUUGAUAUAUGGUAUGGAAGAAAGCGUUAGAGAAGCUCAGAAUGGUGGUGCCGGCGUUGUUGUUUAUUUCCGUAAAGAAGGUCGUGCCCUUGGUGAGGUAAUCAAAUAUCUUGUAUAUAAUGCACGCAAACGUUCAGCCGGUGGUGAUACAGCAGAUAAUUACUUCUUACGUACUGAAAAUGUUGCUGGUGUUAAAGAUAUGCGAUUUCAAGCUUUGAUGCCGGAUGUUCUGCACUGGCUUGGCAUUACUAAGAUUGACAGAAUGAUGUCAAUGUCUAACAUGAAAUAUGAUGCCAUCGUUGGAUCUGGAAUAUCUAUUUAUGAACGUGUACCAAUUCCAGAUGAAUUGAUACCACAAGAUUCUCGUGUUGAAAUUGACGCUAAAAUCGCAGAAGGAUAUUUUAGCACCAAAAAAGCACCCACAAAGGAAGAGCUUUCACAAGUCAAAGGUCGAGGGUGGGAUGACAUUCAACAUUGA
Molecule: messenger RNA, 1521 nt
Organism: Dentiscutata erythropus
Lineage: Eukaryota; Fungi; Glomeromycota; Glomeromycetes; Diversisporales; Gigasporaceae
Source: the annotation of a GenBank genome assembly